Anguilla anguilla (European eel) is the source of this 3827-nucleotide messenger RNA. RefSeq names its product neurofibromin 2a (merlin) (gene nf2a). The coding region runs from base 1448 to 3232 and encodes 594 amino acids. Lineage: Eukaryota; Metazoa; Chordata; Actinopteri; Anguilliformes; Anguillidae. Gene Ontology annotation, molecular function: cell adhesion molecule binding; actin binding. The transcript is spliced from 16 exons. The record is from RefSeq and is a predicted model, not a curated record. Gene Ontology annotation, cellular component: cytoskeleton; plasma membrane; filopodium. Gene Ontology annotation, biological process: regulation of organelle assembly; regulation of cell shape; positive regulation of early endosome to late endosome transport.
UACUAUCAGUUUAUCAAAUGUGGUAACUUUUGUAUGGCAGGUUGUUAGUGGUACACUGUCGAACUAUAGACAGUUCUUUCGACAACGAAAAAUCACCUGUACUCAUGAGAGACCAGUUACAGAUCGUGCUCGCUAGAAGUACUAAUAGAACCGCUUUUGUCAUGACAGCAUCCAGUGAAUCCUGUAAACGCAAUGCAAAUGAACACAUCCCAAGUACUACAUCUUUUUAAAUGUUAACGGUGGGCAAUUUAACCAAAGCACACUCGGCUACAUAAUUACCGGUGCCUAUGCACACAGCACGGCCUACAAUCUAACUUUUUUGUUAGAUGUUGCACCAAGGCGAAAGGAGCCAAUCCCUUUACGGCGAUUGGUCGCUAGGCCGCUAUGCGUUUUGGUGGUUUGCUGCUGAUGCUGCAGCUUUGUAGCCUGUGCUUUCGCAACUUUGUCAUAGUUUUUCUUUAAUUGUGCAUUGCAUUUUUGUCUUAAAUUAAGAGUGCAAUACGAUGGUAGUUCCCGCUUUUCUGAGGAAAUCAAUGUUUCGUCAACCGCCAAAUCGUGGAGGACAAGAAAACUGCAAAGUAGCCGGCUGUGGGUAGCUAUUGAGCCAGCCAAUGUGGAUAUAUUUACAAAGGAAAACACUUAGCUUGCUACCUACGCGCAGCAACUGGGAAGCAAUCCAGGUGGACCGAUGCGUAUGCGUAUUCCACGAGUGGACAAACAAGGGGCCUUGAUUGGAAACAUCCAAGAUGACGGCAAACGAAAAUGUGUCGAUAUACUGAGUUAAGGAAAGCAUUUAAAAAGUUUGUAGAAACCUAAAAGCUGGCACUCUGCUCGCUCGCCGUGCACAUGGGGGUUUAUUUAAUGAGGUGAAAACAGUCAUAUAAACUAGCCUACACUAAUCGUUACAUUUGAGGCUAGCGUACAUGCUUAGCAGAAUACUGUAAAAUGAAACUUUGCUGCUAGUUGAGUGUUACUUUUUUUUACUAUGUCGACCGGGAAAAUCUCCCAUGUUUUGAUAAGCUAACCAUUGUUAGCCAGCGCUACAUAUUCUAAAAUGAAAACUUUAACACCUGAAUAGAGAGGAUGAGAGACGUUUCCUUUUGGGAUAGAAGAUAGUUUAAUAGCAAACGGGACCAUUAACUGCUUCGAGAAGAUGUUGUAGCUGUUGUAGAAUCAAGGGAUAUCAGCAGUGUCUCUGUUUUAAAAAAUAAUCAUUUUUAUGUAUGUGUGCGCAUUUUUAAGCCAGUAUUUUCUUGGAGUCUGAAGGACAAGAAAUGUGUUUCUUCUGAUUGUAGGGUUUCAUAUUUUUGAAAUUAAUGAUCGGUGUAACCUAAUUACUUUGGCAUCCUGGAAAACGUAAUAUUAUUACACCUGUCCGUCGACCGGGUUCGGUUCUACGUGCACUGAUUGCAUUUGGGAAGAAGGAAACAAUAGGUAGAUCUACAUCAUGGCAAGUGCCCUUGCGUCAAGAUUGGGUCUUAACUCUUUGCGGAGAAAACAGGCGAAGACUUUCAACGUAAAGAUCGUUACAAUGGACGCAGAAAUGGAAUUUAAUUGCGAGGUCAAAUGGAAAGGGAAGGACCUCUUCGAUUUGGUGUGCCGGACUCUGGGUCUCAGAGAGACCUGGUUUUUCGGCCUGCAGUACGACGUGAAGGACACCGUGGCCUGGCUGAAGAUGGACAAGAAGGUCUUGGACCAUGACAUCCCUAAGGAGGAGCCCAUAACCUUGCACUUCCUGGCCAAGUUCUACCCGGAGAACGCGGAGGAGGAGCUGGUGCAGGACGUCACUCUGCAUCUGUUCUUCCUGCAGGUGAAAAAGAAGAUUCUAGAAGAAGAGAUCUACUGCCCCCCCGAAGCAUCCGUCCUGCUAGCUUCCUACGCCGUGCAGGCUAAGUACGGAGACUACGACCACAACGUUCACAAACCGGGCUUUCUGGCUCAGGAAGAGCUGCUGCCCAAGAGGGUGAUACACCUGUACCAGAUGACUGCGGAGAUGUGGGAGGAGAGGAUCACUGCAUGCUACGCGGAGCACAGGGGACGAACGAGGGACGAAGCGGAGACGGAGUACUUGAAGAUAGCCCAGGACCUGGAGAUGUACGGCAUUAACUACUUUUUCAUUAGGAACAAAAAAGGAACGGACCUCCUGCUAGGGGUGGACGCCUUGGGCCUGCAUAUAUACGACCCCGAAAACAGGCUCACCCCCAAAAUCUCCUUCCCCUGGAAUGAAAUCCGCAACAUCUCCUACAGCGACAAAGAGUUUGCCAUUAAGCCUGUGGACAAAAAGACGGAUGUUUUCAAGUUCAACUCCUCAAAACUCAGAGUCAACAAGCUGAUUCUCCAGCUGUGCAUCGGGAACCACGACCUGUUCAUGCGGCGGCGGCGCGUGGACUCUCUGGAGGUGCAGCAGAUGAAGUCCCAGGCCCGCGAGGAGAAGGCCCGCAAGCAGGUGGAGAGGCAGCGGCUGGUGCGGGAGAAGCACCUGCGUGAGGAGGCGGAGAGAGCGCGGGACGAGCUGGAGAGGAGGCUGAUGCAGCUGCAGGACGAGGCCCAGAUGGCCAACGACGCCCUGAUGCGCUCGGAGGAGACGGCGGACCUCCUGGCGGAGAAGGCGCAGAUCGCGGAGGAGGAGGCCAAGCUGCUGGCCCAGAAGGCGGCGGAGGCGGAGCAGGAGAUGCAGCGCAUCAAGGUGACGGCCAUCCGCGGCGAGGAGGAGAGGCGGCUGAUGGAGCAGAAGGUGCUGGAGGCCGAGAUGCUGGCCCUCCAGAUGGCCGAGGAGUCCGAGAGGAGGGCGAAGGAGGCGGAGCAGCUGAAGCAGGACCUGCAGGAGGCAAGGGAGUCGGAGCGCCGGGCCAAGACCAAACUUCUGGAGAUCACCAGCAAGUCCGCCUACACGCCGACCAGUUUAUCAGCCAACGCCAUGCCGCCUGAGGUGCCCAACUUCAGCUUCAGCACGGAGAACCUCUCCUUCGACUUCAAAGACACGGACAUGAAAAGGCUUUCUAUGGAGAUCGAGAAGGAGAAGGUGGAGUACAUGGAGAAGAGCAAGCACCUGCAGGAGCAGCUGAACGAGCUGAAGACGGAGAUCGAGUCGCUCAAGCUGCGGGAGCGGGAGACGGCGCUCGACCUGCUGCACAACGAGAACGCGGAGAAGGGCACCAGCAAGCAGAGCAACUUCAAAAAGCUCACCCUACAGAGCACCAAAUCCAGAGUGGCGUUCUUCGAGGAGCUGUGAAUACUGAAAGGGAAGUGUGUGAGCGUGUGUGUGAGCGUGUGUGUGUGUGCAAGAACACGUGCGUGUGUGACUCCGUUUCAGUCUUUGCCUGACUGAAGAAAAUUACUAUAUUCCUAGUCGACAGGAAGACUGAACUGAACUCUAAACUGGUCUUCUAGCUCGUCUGGGAGAAACGGACACUGGCCACUAUGGAGGUGAAUUGCUGUCAAGUGUAAAGUUUACAUUCGGUGUGAAGGACCCUGUUACAACCUCUCAACACGUCUGGAGUGCCACCCUUAACAGGUGUUCAGCUCUAUUAGAGACGGACUGUACAGGUCUGCCUCAAGCAGACAGUAUGUUAAGCCUUUGAGUGUGGAUCUCUGGACUGAAACUGACAUGAAGGACCUUUUCUACCUUCCUGUGUUGCAUCUUUUAUUUUUUCUGCUGUGGGGGAAAAAUGAAGUUUAUUUGUAUUAUUAUUAAAAAUGCAGUUGUAGUUUUUUAAAAAUAUAUUUCUGGCGAUGUGAAGGUUUAACUGAACUUGUCUAUCUUUUUUAUGUCUUUGAAAGUGAUCAAUGUGAGGAGUAUUCACAAAUAAAUUGAAGUUUGCAUUAAA